Messenger RNA from Electrophorus electricus (electric eel), 4871 nucleotides. It is a transcript of the gene kctd2, whose product is annotated as potassium channel tetramerization domain containing 2. Gene Ontology annotation, cellular component: cytoplasm; Cul3-RING ubiquitin ligase complex. NCBI's taxonomy places the organism in Eukaryota, Metazoa, Chordata, Actinopteri, Gymnotiformes, Gymnotidae. Gene Ontology annotation, biological process: proteasome-mediated ubiquitin-dependent protein catabolic process; protein homooligomerization. Gene Ontology annotation, molecular function: cullin family protein binding. The record is from RefSeq and is a predicted model, not a curated record.
UUUGUGGGUAUCUUAUAUGAAUCGUUUGAAUAAACAAGGCGGACCUAUGUCGUGUUAUAUAGAAUUAUAAACUAUGUUGCCUCAAGUCAGCGUUAGUAACAUAUUACAGAAUUUUUGUCGCCGUCAUCAAUGCGUUUAGACCUAAUCUAUUUUUUGCAACGCCCUACGAACAGCCACCAAAAAGCAAUCUGUGGCUGCCUUGCUAGCUAGCUAGUUAGCUAUCUGGCUAGCUACUGUUUACAUAAUUAGAUAGCUAACUAGUCAAAUUAACCUAGCUAGCGAAGUGUAGAUAUUACUGAUUAAAAUAUCGUUGUUUGGCGCAUUCUAGCUGGAAUUUUGAAAAAAAAAUGGCAGAAUUACAUAUUGAGCCGAAUGCAACGGGCAUCAUCGAGCAGACCGAACAUCGUGAAAUCCGUGCUUCAGUUAACGUUAGGCUUCCCUCGCCCACUCUCGUUAUUCCGUCUCGGAGUGGCUUAUCUAGUCCAGGGGUCUCGGGUUCCAGACCUGUUUUUGGGUUCCCGAUGAAGAGCAACCCUAGUUCCCCAUCAGAACCUACAGAGAAACCAGGAUCUCGGUGGGUUCGGCUGAACGUCGGGGGCACCUAUUUCAUCACUACGAAACAGACCUUAUGCAGGGACCCCAAGUCGUUUCUGUAUCGAUUAUGUCAAGAAGAUCCAGAUCUGGAUUCAGACAAGGAUGAGACAGGAGCUUAUUUGAUUGAUAGGGACCCCACAUACUUUGGACCCAUCUUGAACUAUUUGAGACAUGGUAAACUGAUAAUCAACAAGAACCUUGCCGAGGAGGGUGUACUGGAGGAAGCAGAGUUUUAUAACAUUGCAUCACUCGUAAGGCUGGUGAAGGAGAGGAUACGAGACAACGAGAACAGAACAUCCCAGGGCCCUGUGAAGCAUGUGUAUCGUGUACUCCAGUGCCAGGAAGAGGAGCUCACUCAGAUGGUUUCCACUAUGUCUGAUGGAUGGAAGUUUGAACAGCUUAUUAGCAUUGGCUCUUCUUACAACUAUGGCAAUGAAGACCAGGCAGAAUUUCUGUGUGUGGUUUCCCGGGAGCUCAACAACUCCACUAAUGGGAUUGUUAUUGAGCCAACUGAGAAAGCUAAGAUCCUUCAGGAGAGAGGUUCCCGGAUGUGAGGAGAACCUCUUGGCUGUUCUGAUGCAGAUGUUUCAGCAACCCUCAUCCAGACUUCUGUCCUUCCUCCACCAUGCAGCAGACUCCAGGUCCAUCAGCUCUCACCCCUGUCCUAACUUUCUUUUGCCAUCCUCCCUUGUGCCUUUCUGCAGUGUGGGUCUCUUGAUGAUACCACCCUCCCCCUCCCAGCGGUGCUGCAGCAUUGGCCAUCCAGCACCAUCACAAGCGAUCACUGCUGUUCUUGAUCAAUCAAAAAUGAUAAAGACGUUCUAGUUCAAAUAACCUGUGAUUGUGAGACUGCUGUUGACAGCUAAGGGGGAGUCCAAGCAAGGUUUCUGAGGUUUUAUCUAUCCAUUAUAACCUUAGUUUUCCACGCAGCCUCAAAACCUAAUUGAAAGCAUCGCAUCCUGAUCAUCUUGAUCCUAAUCAUUGUAAUCUACAUUGUUGCCGAUAUGCUUGUUGCAAGGUAUGCUUAGACCCUGGCCAGCUAAGCUAUGUCUACAUCAAUGAAAUCUCCUCAGGACUUCCAGGGGUACAAAAGAGUAGAUGAAACCACUGUCCCCCUCCCACUACUCCACUGCUCCUAACAACCCCAUUAACUGAAUGUACAAGGUGAGUGAAUGAGUGAGCAGGUCAUGGUCAUUUCACUGUCUGCCACCUCCUGGCUUGGCAGAAGGUGCCGCAUGGAGCAAGACGGCUGGCACAAAGAAGAUGAGCUGGAAACAUGCAACAUCUGUCUCCAUCAUGGUGUGUGUUUCUCUUUAAGUCUCUCUGCCCUCCUGGAACUUUGCCCAGGAAUGACCAGAGGGGAAGGGAGGACACAGAUGGGCGAUUUCCUGCUUGGGCAGCCCACCCAUCUUUUAUCUUUCCCUGCUCUCGUAGCCAUGGACAUUUCAUGCAUUCAAACUACAUAAAAAAUGAAAAGAAAUCUGUAAUUCUGGGACAUGUAAAGAUUAUGAUUAAUACAAAUACAUGUAUUAAAAAGAGCCUGAUUGCAAGUCAUGUAAUUGUUAUCUGUAUCAUAGCUGUAAUUUAUGUUUAAUUGAAUGAAUUACACGAUUUGGCUGGGGAGGGUUAUGAAUGGAUCCAUGCUCAUAGUUUACUUUGUCCAGUGCCUGCUCACUCUUUGUGUUUCUUCCAGGUAUUCGCGUAUGACUGGAAAACAUGAGGUCUUAUUUCACACUAUUUGUCAAUAUUGUUUUUACUUCAUUUUACAAAAGUGCAUAUCGUCAUACAAGUGCUCCAAGAGCUUGUUUAGACAAAGUGCCCGGUAUUUUGAGUCCGGGCAAAGCUAGUUGGGUGGUUCGGUAACAUGAUUGUUCAUUUGUUUGACUCAGUAGGUUCAGUUGUACUUCUCCCUAGAACAUCAUCAUAUCUUGGCUAUUUAACUGUUUCUAUCUCAUAUUUAAAAAAGUAAAUUCUAGUGUAAUAGCUUUGAAUGUUAAGGGCUGUAUUUUCCAUGGAUUGAGAUGCUUGUCCUUAUGUCAAAAUAUAUUGUAUAACUCAAGGUAAACUGCUAAAUUCAUAUUUUGACAUUGGACAGUACAUAGUCCUCUUUUACAAUGAAUUAAUUGCCCUCAGUGUUUGAUAUUUGGCCAAUGAAGAAUAACUUAGAAACUAAAUCAUCCACUUUUAAAUAUGUAAAACCUACUAAAAAAAAAUCUGCUAUUAUGCUAACAAAAAGUGUACAUUAUCAGAUGUGGACAGUAUUUGAUGAAAGUUUAUCCUUAGUAAAUAUAAUGCCACACCUUCAUGCAGGCUAUGUUGGUCAUAUCAUUUGGAGAGUCAGAGGCAGCAUGAUGUACAUCAUGUCAGAACUGUUUUUUUUGGCAUGUUUUUUCAUUCCUUUAAAAUGUAACAUUAUUUUCUUGAGUUUGUGUUGGAAAUCUUUCCCUCCACAUUGCCUUAUACUUACAUGAUGUUUUUUUUCCUAUUUAAAAUGAGAAGCAGAAGAAAAGGCUGCUAAACAAAUGUACCAGGCCAGUCCAUUUGCUAGUCUAAUUUUUAAUUUCACAAAACAUGUUUUCUUUGUUAGCAGGUGAGUUAAAGUUAGGUACGUGUUGUCUAGUAGAAAUGUGUUGGUUGUGUAUUUUAAUACUCUGGUUUUGGCUCAUUGAACAGUUUCAGAACAAUAUAAUUCUCUCAGACAUGAUUCUUUGUUCAGCCCUACUUGUUUAUUAAUUUCAGUUGUCAUAAUGGGUGACAAACAGCUCUAUCUUCCUGUGUGAAGCUACCAUUUAAUCUGUGUCACUGACUUUUAUUUCUUUUAAUCAUUUUAACUUGAUUUACAAUCAUCUUCUUGUCAGUAUCCAGUGAACAUUUCUCAACAUAAGGCUUCCCUAAUGUUUAAAAGGCUUCUUAUGACCUAUGCCUGAAUGUUCUGAGGCUUUUACCCAGUCCCUUGUUUCACUAUAUUAUAUGUGCUGAGUACAGGUUUGCUUCUUCAGAUUUCCCUUUUGCCAGUGCCUGUAUGUUUGUUUGUUUUACUCAUGUCCUAAGGACACUUUUCAUUUGUGCUCUUAUUCCUGUACUUACUUGCACUUUAAGUAUGUCCAUGUCUUAAGUUUUCUGACUUCCACAGAGGUGUGUUACCCAUAGCAAGGUCACACAAAAAUGUCAUAUCUCUGCAGCCAUUGCAGUUUAUGUGGGGUCACAUUACCAUUUUGGCAUAAUCACAGUAAAUGUUUUCUUUUUUAUGGUUUAUAUAAUUUUGAGACAUUGUAAUAUUUGAAUUGUGCAUCUAAAUGACAUAAUAGAACUUUAAUAUAAUUCCUCUUUUUAUCUUUAAGACCUUUCCUUCCCCUUUGUGGGCAAACAAAAAGAUGAUGAAGCACAAGAUGUUUCUCGCUGGUGCAGGGGGAGACAAAUCUGAGUAAUCAGUCAUUUGGGGGAUUGAGGGUGUUCUUUGUGUUUGGUACAUGAACGCAUGCAUGGUGUUAGUACAUAAUGUUAUAUACUGGGACUUUGGCUUUGUGUUAGCUAAGGGGUGAAGUGGUGCAUGGACAGUGGGUAGCGAGGCUUGAUGACACGUGUGUUGUGAAACUCUGACAGGUCGUCUGUAACUGAAGACUUAUGAUGCCAGAGCGUGUCUCCUGCUUUGUUUCGUUUUGUCUUGUCCAAACCUUAGGUUAAUAUUUAUCACAGGAAUUUUUGAUAAAAGUGUGUAGCACUAAAUGUCAUUUAAAAGAUGACCCGAUAGAACAUGAAUGCAGACUUCGGUUGUGUUUAUUUACAUUAAAAAUACUUCAUAUUCAUAAAAUGGGGUUAGAUUUCAAGACUGCCAUAAUAGUCUGCUACGCCUGCAUGCUUUUAUAUACAGUACACACGUGUGCAUGUGAGCACACAAAAAAGGCAUUUAAACACAUAUUAAAAACCUGUUGCUUACACCAAUGUUUUGAGUGUGUUAUCAACUGUAUUGAUGUCAAGUGUGACCUUUGUCUAAAUGGAGAUUGUGGAGCUAAAUGUUCUGGAAAUGAAUAGUCUGGGUCAGACUGUCCUUUAAUUCUUUUUUUUUAUUUUUAAAGUUUUGCCUUCUGAAGCGGUUUCUUUCAAUGUACAGAUUAAAAUGAGGGGGAAAGUGUCUGAUUUUUAUCAUAAAAUGUAUUUGUGUUCAAAAUCUUGUUGUAGUUCUCAUUUUAUCACACAACUUUGUUGCAGUUGCAAUUGUUUACCAGAGAACUGAGCAUGUAUGUACACCGUGUAUGAAUAAACAAUGUUUUACAUAA